AUGUUUAACGAAGAGGUUGCUGCAAACUUUGAAAGAGAGGAAAUAGACGGGACUACAUUGCAAUCGGAAAGAAUUAAGACGGAUGAAUCUAUGAACAGUUUAGGUCUAACCACAAUAGGAAAGAAAAACAAGUUUGCCGUGGCAGUCCAAACCCUUUUCGGUAAAUAUUUCUGAGAGAAAAAAUUAUUAUAUAUUUCCAUGUGUCUUUGUGUUGAUGAAGCACCCAGUGCCCAUUGUCCCGUUUAGUGCCAGAUUAUUCUAACUUGUUAUUUAAGUACUCUAAAGAGAAGUGGUUGUUAAUAUAUAGAAAAAGUACUUGAGCUUGUGUAUAUCAACACUGAACUAAAACGGUCUGUGUAUUGAGGAUGUAAUAGCUACUGAUUUUGUGCUGUAUAUUUUCCAGGAAAAGCUCUCAUGGAGCCACACCGGACUUCAAGCAAGAGAUCUAGAUUGGAGCCUCUUACAUGCUAUGACGAGAUUGACAGAAUUUUGACGAAUUAUCCUCAAUGGAUCGUAGCAUCUACAAUACUAAGUAAGUAAUAUAUAGCUACUUUUGACUACAGCCAAGUACCAGUGACUUUUUAUUUUCAGUACAAAUAAACUUGAGCCUCCCCUCCACCAGCCAUUAUUUACAAAUUCACAACUUCCGCACUCAUGUUUCUCCCUUCAUGUGUCCAUGAAAAUCAUGUUUGGUCAAACCCUUGGUCUGCACACUGUAUUUAUGUUACAAUGUGGUUUCUUACUUAAAACAAAAAUGCUCAAGUUUUGAUGGAUUGUUGACUUUUAAUACUCAGGAAGAAGAGGAUCAUUGCAUUCACCAAAACAGUAUGGCCUGAGGAUGAACCAGCACCCUGGUUUAGAGGGAACACAGAAAGUACUAAAAAGCUCUUGGAAAUAG
Porites lobata is the source of this 898-nucleotide messenger RNA. NCBI's taxonomy places the organism in Eukaryota, Metazoa, Cnidaria, Anthozoa, Scleractinia, Poritidae. The record is from the annotation of a GenBank genome assembly.